Messenger RNA from Stegodyphus dumicola, 6940 nucleotides. Its product is annotated as caveolin-1-like. Gene Ontology annotation, biological process: caveola assembly. Gene Ontology annotation, cellular component: caveola. Gene Ontology annotation, molecular function: molecular adaptor activity. The record is from RefSeq and is a predicted model, not a curated record. NCBI's taxonomy places the organism in Eukaryota, Metazoa, Arthropoda, Arachnida, Araneae, Eresidae.
UUUCGAUCUAAUGGAUCCGAGGGAACGCGCUUGUUUCGUACUGGUAACCUCGCUUGAGAGAAGACUGGACUCCAAGCUACUCUUUCGAUCUUCCGAAGAGAGAUAUUGAUUGAAUAAUGGAUACUGGCAGAGAUAAGACUUCAGUAAAAGGUUCCCAGACAAAUAUUGGGGAAUCCACCCAACCUCUUCUUGAAACAAUGGGCUCAGGGGAUGGAACGAAAGGAGCAGAACGCGAAAAGAUUGAAAUCGAAUCGUCGAUUCAGAAAGGAUCAAGCGUCAAGGAUGUUACCGAACAGGAAACAUUAAAUGGAGAGCGACGCAGACUGCGUUCAUUGUCUUGCAUUGACAGCUUUACAAUCAACAUGAAUUUGCUAGACCGAGAUUCUGUUCACAUCAAUGACCACAUUAAUGUGAUCUUUGAAGAAGUCCUUGCAGAGCCUCGCUCCAAUCAAAGUUUUGACCAAACAUGGAGGUUCGCCUAUUUGCUUUUUGCUGGGACGAAGUUCUGGGUUUAUAGAGUACUUGCUGCUGUGUUUGCUCUGCCGUGCGGUCUUCUGUGGGGCCUGAUUUUUUCACUGCUGAGCAUUGCAAGUGUGUGGUUCAUCACACCCACCAUGAAACUUGUGGAUGUUCUUCUGCACAUCAUCAGACGGGUUUGGGGUGGCGUUAUUCAUGCAGUCCUGGAUCCUGUAUUUCAGUCAGUCGGAUUGUUGUUCAGCGGACGUAAAGAAAAGCCAGACGCUCAAGAUUCUGCAUAAUUAUAUAUUUUUUUUCCAGGUACUCGACUCAUGUCAGCUAUAUAUUCAUUAACAGCAGCAUUAUCACGGUUCAGUAUGUAGUUUGAUUUAAUUUCAUUGUUGCAGAACAUUCUUUUGUGUAUCAAAGUUACGUUUUGAAAAGAUGAUAUUCAGAUAUAAUAUGGCGAGACUGAUUCCGCAUUGAACUGAAAUAAUAAUUAAAAAAAUGUGAUAUUCAAUCAGUGCAUUUGAAAAAUAACUUUGUGUUUUUAAUGAGGUAGAUAACAUAUUUUUGACUUUUCUAACGUUAAGAUGCUUAUUUACUGAAGUCAACAAACUUCAGACUGAUUACAAUUAGUAAAAGUACGUCCAGUUUAAUACUUUCAUAUUCUAAAGCAUGAAUUAAAAACAUAUAUUUUCAUUUCAUAUAAUUCACACAGCUAUUUCAUUUGUCUUAAUGCAGCGCUGAUUUCAGUUAAAUGCUGGCAAGCAUUUCCUUUUAAAUACAGUUUUUUUUUUUCCCAUGGAUGAUGUACAAACUGUCUAUAAAGUUUAAAUAUUUAAUAUAAUAUUUUCAGCAAUAAUAUAUAUUACAUUUUUAAAUGUAUUGUUUGAAAUAAUUUAUAACAGCUAUGCAUAUUGUAGAAUUUGUACAUUUACUUUCCAGUAUCAAACAUAUUAUCUUGUAAACGAAUUUUUUAAAAUAAUUUAUAAAAUGUUUUAAUAAUGCCAUCGAAAAUUUCUUGUGAAAUAUACAUUUGUGUGCAUGGCACUUACUAUUCCUGUAGCCUUCAUUUAAUGCUUAGAAAUGUGAUCAUUUCGUGCUACUCAUGCUUUUGUAAGCAAUCGUUGAGCCCGACGGCUUAAAUAUUUUUAUCAUAAUUUUCCACCCUCUGAACUUAAAUAAUGCAAAUCAUUUCAUCAUUUCAGCUCUCCUUUUUUACAUAUUUACCUGCGUUGUCGCAUAUUUCUCAUGCUUUCAUGCUGAAGUGAAUGGUUCGUAUGUUUAACAAAAUUGCUGGAAAAUAUAUUCAUUUUUGCUCUCUGAAUUUUCUCCUCUUUAAUGGAAAUUUUCUGUUCUUAAAAUGAGUUAUUUUAAGAACUGUUUAUGCAACAAGGUAGAAUUCAUGAGCGUUGGCAAGCGAUGGUAUAUCACGUACUUAUCCUAUGAAGUUGGAUCGUUGACUUCCAGAAAAAAUCAUGUUAAAAAUUGUUUAACGUUAAUAGAAUGUAUUUUGUCAUGAAUUUAAUUUUUCUUACGUAUGAAAUAUGAAUUUUCUGUAAUAACUUUUGUCACGUCAUGAUGCAGAGAGUUAACUGGAGAUUGAUCUGGUGUGUUUUGCUAUAAAUUUCUUGCCGACAUCUAUGAUACUUUAUAAGUUAUAUGUUAUACCUGGUUUUUAUCGUUAAGAUCUCGAACUCCCGAUUUAAAACCUUAUUUUAGCUCUACAUAUGAAUCUGAUUUUAUUUGUAUUUCUGAUAUUUCUUUUACAAACUUCAGAAAAAUAAUCUCAGUAUUACAGGCAGCAAAAUAUUUGUAAAUGACGCAUGUGUUUCUUCAUGUAUUAAGAUAUCUUGAUUUCUUGUAUGCAACUAGCGAUGCUUAUUUUCAAGAAUUUUAUGUCAUUCAGUUUGUUUCUAUAAUUUCGUUCUUUUAAACAUUACCACCGAAAAUACAUGUAGGUGAGACGUAUAGUAAUCAAGGAGUCUAAAAUUGUCCCUAUGUCUCCUUGCUCAGAUCUUUUCUAUAUAAAAUUACUAGUAUAUGAAAUCUAGAAUACAUAUGGAGUCAGUUUAUUAUAUUUGGCACUCAAACAAAUUAUUUCAUGCAGUAUCUAUUUCACGAUAUGAUAUCCUCAAAUUCCUCAACUGAAUUGCUGCAAAGACCUCUAAAAUAUUUACUUACACUGCAUAUAAUUCAUUUUUAAACGCAUAGUUCUAGAACCUAUCAUACCACAUUAUGAGUACUGAUUUACAUUCUAAAUAUGUAAAGAUGAGAAUUUCUUUGUGAGUCGUUGGUAUUCUUUAAAUUUAUUUUUUACUUACAGAGGAUAAAAGUAAGAAUUGCUAAGUAGAGAUUGAAAGCUUGAUAAUUGUAUCUUUCAUGAUUUUAUAGUCAAUUCGAAAAAUUUUGAUAAAAGCUCUUGAAUUUUUAUACGUUUAAUGUUUUACACAUAAUACGUGUUUUCGACUAAUUAUUCUCGUGUUUCGAUUGUGAUAACCUGCAAUAAAUGAGUUGUUUUCCUAUUCAUCUAUUAAUCGAAAAGAUAUUCAUUAUAACAGACUUAAAAAUGAAGCGUUCUUGUGGAAGAGUAUGUUUCUUAUCUUUCUUGUCACAUAAAAUGUUUCUUCGGCGUACGCCUAUUUGCAAUCAGAUUUGCAUAUUUGAAAUACUUUCAUAGUUUUGGCAUGAAAGGCAUACUUUAAGCUAUUAAUAUAGAGAUUUAGCCAUUAUAAUAUUCUUCACCCACUGAUCGCACAAAAUGCUUUGAAGGUUUUUUUUUCAACUGUUUUUUUUUUUCUCUUUUUUUUCAUGUAAGUAAAUCAUGUCUUCAACCUCUUUUUGUUAAUUUUUUUACUAUUAUUUAGUACAAUUUAUUGAAGUUAUACGAAGUUCAUACAAAAGAAGGACCAUCAAUAAAUAUGCUUCAUCAUAAAAUGAACAUCAUCAUGAUGUCUUGCGUCAUAAACAUCUCAUUGUCUACUUUUUUAAUGAAUAUUUAUUUACCCCUUUUUGAAAUGUGUAUAUUAAGAGUAAAAACUAACUUUGAAUAAAAUAAAAUUUAGCUAAAAUUCUACUCUGAGCAAGAAAAGCGGUAUUUUGUAUCACUUUUUUAAUUUAUAAAUGAAAAGAGUUUUUGAAAAAUAUACACCGUGAUUUUAGUGUUUUAAAAAAUUUCAUCAUUAAUUUAUCGAGUUGUAUUUUUGCCAUAUAUCAUUCUUGUUGACAGUUUAUCUUUUAUACUCACUGCAGUUACUCAGAGACUGCGGAGAGGUUCAAGAUUUAUUAUUGUAAAACUUGUUGAUAACAGCUCAUUCCAUGUGAAAGAGUUUUGCUCAGUAUUUGAAGUGUUUAAUGAAAAGCCAUUUAAAUGCAUCUCAAGUUUCAAAUAUAAUUAUAAAUGUUAUCUGUUUUAUGAGUAAGGUAAAUAUUUAAUACUUACGAACAUUUUCAUACUGGACUCUUUACAUUUUAUUCUCGUCUCAGUGCUGUGAUUCUCAUUCAACAACAACACCAAAAAUUAACACCUUUUUCUUGCAUUUUAAAAGAAAGAACUGCUCGCUUGGACAGUGAAUAUAAGAUCUGUUAAUUGCUUGAAUAUAGAUAAGAGUUAGUUAGGUAAGGAUUUAUCGUUCAAGCAAUGAUUAUAAAAUUUGUAGCCAUUAAGGUAUACAGUUAGUACAAAAGAAAGAAACAGUUGUUAACAAUGAUAUUGCACAAGUAAACUUUGUUUAAUUUUUUUUUUUUUUUUUUUUUUUUUUUUUUUUUUGUUUUUACGUAGAUAAAAAUUGUGAUGAUCAAACUUUUUCAACUUUAUUUGGAUAAAACAUUUAAUUAAUUAUUAAAAAAUUUAAAUUACUGUUACAUUUUAUGUCACAUAUCCUGCAAAUAGCUCUGACACCUUUGAGAUGUAUAUUUAUUUCUAGAUACGAAUAUUUUUGCACUAUCUUUGCAUCUACUUCUGUCACAACACAUUUGUUUCCGGAUGCUGAACUUUCUUGCAUCCAAACGUCUGUUAGUUGACUCAAAUCAAUAUUUUAGCAAAAUUUUCUUACGAUAAAAAGAUUUUCUUUAAAGGUUAAGAGUUCUAUGUUUAAAUUUUUUAAUCUAAAAUAAAGGUCCUGUUCCUAAAUUUUCAGAAGAUAGGUUCUAAUAAUUAAUGAUAAAACACUAUCGAUGACGUUAGUGGGGUUACUGGUGUAUAUACGAAUUUUACAAACUGCAAUUGAAAAUAAGUACUUAACAAGAAUAAAGUUUGUAAAAACACAAAUCAAGAAAUCAAAUUUUAAUUAAAUUAAAAUACAAUUAAUUUUUUACUUAUUUUGCUUUGAAUUAGUUAUCCCAUUUCGGUCAAGUGCUUUUCAGCUUUCUUGAUUGAAAAAUCCCUGUUCAUUCUUCAACUUUAUUGUUUUUUAUAAUUUACCUCUGUUACUAGUUUUUUAUCUGGAUUUUCUAAUGAUGCAUUAAUCUUACCUCUUUAGAUUGACUUCUUAAAGCUAUGAAAUUCCCCAUCAUAAGAAAUUCUUCAAAUAUCUCACCAGUAUGAAAGAUUUUACAAGUCCCUUCCAUUCAUAAUAAAGAAAUGUUAGGGGAUGAAAUUUAAUUUUCAGUGAAUUAGAACAAUCUGAGUAUCAUUAGAUAAUAUAUUAGGCUAACAUCUAAUUUGAUAUUGAUAGAUAGAUAAUAAAAAUUGCGUAAUGUAAUGUAAUGAUAAUCCAUUUACAGACAUAGUUUUCGUAACACUAUCCAUUGUACUUAGAUAUAUCAAGAAUAAUUUUAAUGAGUUUUCAGAACUCCCUUUUACUGAUCCACUACAGAGGAUGAAAGAGAUAAUCAAUAUAUUUUAUAUGUAACAGUUCUCUACCAUUAGGCGUAUAAUAUGCACUUCUCUGGCCAUCCAAAAAUGUAUUGUUUUUGAAGUCUCUACAUUGCGCUUAUCAUCUUACUUAACGGAAUAAUGGCAUUAUUCUAUUAUAAAUUAGUUGUCCGAAAUAUAUCUAACAUGUAGCAUUUAUUUUGAGAAUACAUUACAAAUUAAUGUACCUAUAUCAUACAGAUAACUGCUUAAUUUUCUGUCGUACUACUAAAUUUUCAGUUUCAUAUUGCAAACCUAACAGUUGAGACAUAUUUUGUUAUAAAGUGAAUAAAUUUUUGCUUGGAAAUUUCACAGAAGUGCGCCACACAUGUAAUGAAAUAUUUUUGUAAUAAAGCAAUAAUUUCUGAUUCACUUUUGACAUAAAUGAUAUGAAAUCAGAGCUAUUUGUAGAAAAAAUGCAAAUUCUUCCGUCAGAUUUCUUCUGUUUAAUAAAUUAAAAUUUGUGAUUAAAUUUCUGUUAAGUGUUUUUCAAACCUGCAGGCUCUACAAACUCUUUAUUUAUUAAUUUAUUUGAAAUACAUAUUUUUAAUUAGUAUGCAUUUUAGAAUAAUAUGCAUAUUUAAUUAAUUAGGUAAUUACUAGAAUUUUAUAGUCUUUGGUAGUGUAUUCUAAACACUGAAAUCUUUCGUUGUAUAUGAUAAUUCAAAAAGUAAAUCUAGAUUAAAUUAAUUCUAAACUGUUAAAGCCUAGCUAAGGUAAUUGGUUUACAAUAAUCAUAAGAAGAAAGAACUAUUUUUUCUACGUUGGUGAUUAACAGAAAAUUAUAACUGAGCGCUGUAUUUCAGAAGCUUUCGAAAUCGAUAAAAUAUAUAUAUAUAUAUAUAUAUAUGCUGUAAAAUUUUACAAAUUUUCUUUAUGCUUCGUAAACUGUUUGGAAAAGAAUUAUAUAUAUAGUUUUGAAAUUGUACAUUAAAAUUAGAACUUUUGAAUCUUAUUAUAUUCUUGAUAGCAUUUAUACUACAUAUAUUAGAUGACAUAAAUAUAAAUGAAAAAUUUUAAUGAAAUACUUCAUAAAUUUUAAUCUAUACUGUUAGUUACACAUACAGCGAUAUAUUCAUCAGCCUUUUAAACUGUUUUCAAUUGUGUGAGAUGCAGAUAUAUCAUUGAUAAAAUAUUUGUAAUUUUAUUGUCUCUAUGUAUGUAGUUCUUUGACAUAUAAUGCGAAAAUGUCCAUUUAAUUUAGUAUUUACAACUGUUGAGGUAAAAAAGGAGCUAAAAUAAUACUGUAUAAAGUCUUUUAUCGGAAUUUUUCUUAUUCAUUUUCUCUGUCCUUUGUGCCAUUAACCAGUAUUCAUAGAAUAUGUGUGCAUUUCUAUAAUGUUAUUUAUUACUAUCGAUAAAAAACUGUUGUUUUUCAUAGAUGAUGUUUGUAAUAGUGAUGUCUCUCAGUAGUGCCAAGUUUUGCAUUAAACUGUGCGCAAUUUAUUCUUUUUUCAAACAUUUCUCUGCACAUCCUCAUAUUGUGAUUGACCAAAUAAAUGUUGUAACAGUUUUUGGGUUCUUUUAGACUGUAUGCUUCAUACAUGUUACAGUGCUUAAUUUUGUGAUUCCUAUAGACCCUUAUAUGCAACAAUAAAACAUUAUAACAUUGGUUUCGCAUCAUAA